CCGCUUGGGCGGGCGGCGGCAUAACACUUGUUGCCCGCGUGGAACCUUGUUGGAGAAGCACUCGCAACUUUACGUUAGAAUGGUGCGAAUCAGCUGCCUUUUUGCCGUCUUCUUCCUCGGCGUCCUGCUCCUGGCGAUACCAGCUUCCGCCUACCCCAGGAUGCCCAGCAACUAUUACUUGGAGGAUAAUUACGAACCUGAAGAAAUCAUGGACAUGUUGAACCGCCUUGAUAAUUACUUACAACAGGAACGUAAAAUCGCUAACGAGAAACGGGCUCUAGAUCUUGGCUUGAACCGUGGCUACUCCGGCGCAGUCCACGCUAAGCACAUGAUGGGUCUGGCUGCCGCUAACUUCGCAGGGGGUCCCGGCAGAAAGCGACGCGAUGCCCACUAAAAACUGAUAUUGUACCCAGAAGCUAUUUAUUUUUAAUUUUAAUAUAAUGAAAUCCUCGCAUAACUGUACUAGUUACUUUAUCAAAACCAUAAUUCUUUAAAUAGUUUAAUAGUUUAUUGUAUGUAUUUUAAAAUGAAUUUAAGUUUUUUGAAUGAAGGGAAACCUUUAUCAAGAAAAUAUUGAUUUUUACGUAUAUUAUCGGCCUAGUACGAAUUAAAUUCAAGUAGUGAAUAUCUUAAUCUUCUCUCUCUCUCUUUCAAGUCUUUCAGUAGAAAUAUAAAACAUUUGGAAAAUAUGCUUUUCAAAUUGUAAAAAUUACGCUUUUUUGAACCUUGCUAACAUAAGCAUUCUAAUAUAUAUAAGAAAUUCUAUUGUUGGGAAAUAAAGAUAU
Messenger RNA from Pieris rapae (cabbage white), 785 nucleotides. It is a transcript of the gene Dh31, whose product is annotated as diuretic hormone class 2. The coding region runs from base 80 to 394 and encodes 104 amino acids. The record is from RefSeq and is a predicted model, not a curated record. Gene Ontology annotation, biological process: body fluid secretion. Gene Ontology annotation, molecular function: G protein-coupled receptor binding; diuretic hormone activity. The transcript is spliced from 4 exons. Lineage: Eukaryota; Metazoa; Arthropoda; Insecta; Lepidoptera; Pieridae.